Messenger RNA from Ostrea edulis (European flat oyster), 1129 nucleotides. RefSeq names its product putative nuclease HARBI1. The annotation marks the transcript as partial. Lineage: Eukaryota; Metazoa; Mollusca; Bivalvia; Ostreida; Ostreidae. The transcript has 6 exons. The record is from RefSeq and is a predicted model, not a curated record.
GUAAACGUAGCCCUAAACGUGAACGUAGCACGUACGGCCGUUUCACUAAAAGUUACGACUUGCGAUUUACGAUUAAGAUCGAUCGUAACUCCACGAGUGGGCUAGGGCUAUCUUAACAAUACUUACGUGCACGUAAAGUCGGUAAACAAACAAAAUGGCUGCUCUUAUACUCAUGACAGACGACAUAGCGAGAAGACAAUUACGUCGAGAACGAGUGUUUCGAGACAGGGCGAAUCCACUUGACUACCUACAAGAUGUGGAGGUAGUCGAGAGAUAUCGGUUGCCUCGUCCGUUUAUUUACCAACUGAUGGACGUAAUUGCAGAGGAUUUGAAGAGGACAACACAAAGAAGCCACCCUCUUCCCGUUUCUACACAAGUGUUAGUAACAUUGAGGUAUUUGGCAAAGGCUUCCUUUUUUUCUGAAUGUGGAGAUCUACACGGAAUUUCUCGUGCGAGUGUCAGCAGAUCCAUCGAUGCUGUUACAAAAUCUAUUUGUUCAAAAAUUGAUAAUAUAAAUUUCCCCACAGAAAAUGAAGCCAUCCAAAUAAAGCAGGACUUUUUCAAGAUGGCAGGAUUUCCCAAUGUACUUGGGGCAAUUGAUGGGACCCUCAUUUCCAUCAUUGCUCCAAAGGAGAACGAGCCAGAGUACGUCUGCAGGAAGGGGUUUCAUGCAUUAAAUAUACAAGUUGUUGCUGACGCCUCCUUGAGAUUUCGUAAUGUGGUAUGCAAAUGGCCAGGCUCAGUUCAUGACUCUUUCAUGUUUUCGAACUCUGCUUUGAAAGACCAUAUGGAGGCUAGAGAUGAUGGAUGGCUUUUGGGUGACUCGGCAUAUGCUUUGAAGAAGUACAUGAUGACACCAAAGUUAAAUCCAUCUACCGCUGCUGAACAGUCGUUUAAUGCUGCACACAGCAGGACUCGUGUUGUGGUUGAAAGAGCACUAGGAGUAUGCAAGUCCCGCUUCAGGUGUAUACAUAAAUCUGGUGGAGUGCUUCUUUUUACCCCUGCAAAAUCUGUACAGAUCAUAAUGGCGUGUUUAAAGCUGCAUAAUAUGUGUGUACAGAUGAGGAUUCCAGCUGAGGAGAAUGAGGUACUGAUAAUGAAUCAGGAUGAUGCCCACCCACAGGUUCCC